Molecule: messenger RNA, 639 nt
Organism: Geosmithia morbida
Lineage: Eukaryota; Fungi; Ascomycota; Sordariomycetes; Hypocreales; Bionectriaceae
Product: coenzyme Q-binding protein COQ10
Exons: 1
Coding region: 1-639 (212 amino acids)
Biological process (GO): ubiquinone biosynthetic process; cellular respiration
Cellular component (GO): mitochondrion
Molecular function (GO): ubiquinone binding
Source: RefSeq, a predicted model, not a curated record
AUGGCUACCCGAACCGCACGGCGCAUCUGUCCAGCCCGACUGAGAGGAACGACCCGACUGGGCCUGUCUCCCUGUCCUGCACGCGGCCGUCCCUUCUUCUCGCUCCCGUCGUCAGCGACAGCGCAGCACCUUACAGCGACGCGGAUUCUCCCCUACGCCCUCGACCCGGUCUAUGACCUGAUAGCCGACGUGGACUCGUACUCAACCUUCCUUCCGUACUGCUCCUCGUCCCCCGUAACGGCGUGGUCGCCGCCCGACAGCAAGACUGGACGACGCUGGCCGGUCCGCGCAGACCUCCACGUCGGAUGGGGUGGUUUCGAUGAGGUGUUCAGCAGCAGACUGCACUGCAUUCCCGGGCAGUCAGUCGAGGCGGUCAGCGGGGACGGCGACAGAGACAGCAGCAGCAGCAAGACGGGUUCGGCAGUCUUCACCAGCCUGGUGACCAGGUGGUCUGUGCGUGCGCUGCAAGGAGGGACGACAUCGCCGUCGCCGCGCACGCAGGUCCACCUUGAUAUACGCUAUCAGUUCACCAAUCCGCUCUACGCUGCCGUCAGCGCUGCUGUAUCGGACAAGGUUGCCAGCUUGAUGAUUGAGGCCUUUGAGAAGAGGGCCAGGGAGAAACUUGGGGGGAGACUGUAG